Messenger RNA from Physella acuta, 2755 nucleotides. Its product is annotated as DAZ-associated protein 2. The record is from RefSeq and is a predicted model, not a curated record. Lineage: Eukaryota; Metazoa; Mollusca; Gastropoda; Physidae.
GUUUCUAUAUUUAUCUGCUUAUCCCUAGAAAAGUCAAGUCAUAGACACACACAACACAGAACUACAGGACUGGUACUUGUACUGUUUUCCUAGAUCUACUACGAGAGAAAUGUCUUUCCAAAAAGACCCUGCCUACCCCCCUGCUGGAAAUGAAAAACAGAGUGGCCAGUACCCUAACAUGGCUACAACUGCACCUAUGGCACCCUACCCCCCACCUGCCUACAACUAUGCCCCACCCCCUUACUCAAGUCAACCACCUAUGAUGCCUGGCCCUGGAUCUUAUCAGUAUCAAACACAGUAUCAGUAUCCACCUGCUGGUGUACAGCAUCAAUCAUACAGUGGUUCAGGUCACAUGAUGGCUCAAGGCCCACCCCCACCAUACAGUGCCUACCAACAGUCUUAUUCUGCAGUCCAGACAGGCUACCCAACACAGCCGGGCUAUGCUUACUCUAAUCAGAAUGUAACAGCCGUGGCACAUUUUGAUUCAGGUGCCAGAUUUGAUGGUGUUGCCUCCCAUAAUAUUCCUCCUCCACCCCCUGGGUGUGCUCCAAAUGCUGCACAGAUGGCUGCCGCACAAGGUGGGACUGUGAUAGCAACACAGAAGAAUGCAGGCUGGUUAAGUGGUGGCAGUGGAGGGGGUAUCACAUUCUGGUAAUUUCCACUUUUGCCUCUGGUGGCGGAAAACAAACUAUCACAGCAGACCAAGAUAAAAAAAUGACAAGUUUCGUUGUUUUUUAAAAUUAAUAUAUACAAAUUAAUGGUUUACAAAUAAUUACAGUAGUUACCAUAAAAUGUUGCUCAGGGUAUAAUUUUAUACUUUUGAUUUUCUUUUAUUCUAAAUUAUGCAAUCCUAUAAGUAUAAAGCAUAAGGGUGUUAUCCAUUUAUUUUUUACUGCAGACACUGUAUUACAGCAUCCUGUCUUUUAUUCUUAAAGAUUUCUCAUUUUAAAAUCAUUAUGUUUACUGUGUAUUUUGAAAAUUGUUGAUUUUAAUUUAUCAAUAUCUAAUUUGUAACAUUUUUGUGUGGGUUUAAAGAAUUACUAAUAGUUUUUAGUUAUUUAUAUUGUUCCUUAUUGUACAGUUUAUAGUAAUCAAGUGACAUUGUUAAUUUAUUGGUAAUAUUAUAAAUAAUUUUAAUUACAUUUUUUACAUGAUAACUUAUUUUUUAAAGUCAGUUGAACCUAUUAAUCAGUAUAUUUUUAUUUUACUUUAUUAAGAGAGUGUUAAAAUUGUGAUUCAGCUUUACCCUUUGUUUAUUCACUAAUUUCUGUUAACCAGUGUAGGCCUACUUAUGUGUUUUAAUGCAUCAAGCUAAUGUAGAGUUUUUGUGUAUCUGUAUAAAAAAAAAAGUACAGAAAGGAUAGUUUAAAUAUUGGACAAUCACUUUAAGAUGUUGAAAUAAAUUUUGAGUAGAUUUUUCUUACAUUUUAUAACUUUUUAUAUUCAGUUUUAGACCAAAAGAAUUGUCCAUCUUUUUUUAUUUAUUGUAACCUAGGGUAAUACUUUGCUGUUUAUAAUUGACAUGAAAAACAGAAGCAUAAAGCUGUCUUUGCUUUACAAUUGCAAGACCAACAUUCCACUGACACCGUUUGCCAAUGAUCUGUGAUGUAUUAUUCAGUCCAUACAUUAAUUUUUUAAAAUUUUAUUUGCUGGAGUGAUUCAUUACAUGUUAAAGGUACACAUUAAGUAGUUUGCUUAAAGCUUGUUGAAGUAAAAUGAAAAUUGUCUUUUAACCCUUGAAUCCCUAAGUAUUUGCCCAAGAAAAUUGCUUUGAUUAAGUCCUUUGACAUACACAUACUAAUAAUUUAUCAAUAUCUCAUCUUUAGUGCAUCGGUUAAUUAUUAUGAAAGAUGAGAAGUCAAACUGAAAUCUGUAUUUCUUUUUAUAAAUAUUUAAGUCAUGAAACAAUAGUUUUAACUUAAUAUAAAUAUUAAUUAUUCCUAUUAAUAUUAUAUUAAUUAAUAUAACUUAAAAUAAAUAUAACUUAAUAUUAAUAAAUUAAGUAUCUCUGUAAAAAUUUAUAAUGAAACCUAGAAUUGACAACCCACUGGAACACUAUAAAGAGGCAAAUUUUAGGGUUGAAAGGGUUAAUUUACUUUAAUCUUUGUUUUAGAAAUAAUUAAGUUAAAUAUAAUGAACUUGAGACGAGAAUUCCAACACUUCUGUAUUUCAUUGUUCAACUACGAUGUUUUGUGUAGAUACACUAAUUUGAAUGCAAAACUAUUCUAAUUUUUUUUAGCUUUAAGGUUUAGUAAAACAUCAAGAUUUUAUGUUAGGAAUCAAUUGUCUUAUGGUCAUGAGAAGUGCAAAUGUUCUGUUUGAUUGUGGAGAUGUCUUAAUUUCACUCAAAACAUCUCAAAAUUUAAUUUUUGCGUUGUUUAAAUACUGUCCCUGAUCUAUAUCAUUCUGGUGGUUUCUUCAUUCAGUUAACAAAUUUACACUACUUCAAUAACUAAGUGUUAGGUAAAACAUUCUAUGUUAAAUUAGCCAGUAUUAUUUUUUUAAACAUGCUUGCAGUAGUUUAUUUUUAUUUAUAAUUCACUGUAGAUAAUUACUUGUGAUGGAACUUAUGCUUUCAUUUAGCUGCGAUAAAAAUAUUUACAUGUUGCUAUAUACUAAAGCUAUAAAUUUUUGUAAACGUUUUUGUACAAGAAGACUUUGAUCUUUCUAUAUAAUUUUUUUAAACAUGUAUUGUCUACAGAUUUUCAACAUGUCAUUUGCAUAUUAUUCAAAAUAAAAGUUGUCUCACAACCAA